AUGGUGUAUCUUAGUUUGGAAGGUUUAAAAAUCUCUGAUGUGUUGAUCAGUGCAAUUUUGCAUUCAUGUCCGAAUAUACGCUUUCUUAUUCUUGAUAAAAGUAAGGGUUUCAGUAAUAUACCAAUUAUAGAAAUUGCAAGAUUUUCUCCGAAACUACAGCAUCUGAGUCUUAAUUCAUGUAUAUGUCUCACUAAUCAAUGUAUCGCUGAAAUAGUGCAUUCUUGUCCAAAACUUAGACAUCUUGAGCUUGGUUAUUGUUCGAUUGAUAAUAAAGCUGUCGAGGAAAUAGCCCGCAACUGUACUAAUUUGAAAUAUCUUAGUUUGAAGGGAUGUAGAAGGAUUAGUAAUGAAGUGAUGAAAAAACUUAAUUCAAAAAUUAAAAUCGAACAUCCAGAUUAUUCAGAUGAUGAAUUCUCCGAUUCUGAUUUACCUCCACUUAUUCCAAUCUUUACCGGUGGACAAUAUGGGAUAGCUAUAAUAUAUUAA
Entrophospora candida is the source of this 486-nucleotide messenger RNA. The record is from the annotation of a GenBank genome assembly. NCBI's taxonomy places the organism in Eukaryota, Fungi, Glomeromycota, Glomeromycetes, Entrophosporales, Entrophosporaceae.